GGACAAUAAAGAAAUGCAGCUACUGCUGAGCCUUGUACAGGGAAUCCUUGCAGCUUUUUGCUGUGAUGCAUGGUGGGGUACAAGAGCCCUUGGGAAGGUGGUGGUGGUCUGAAAGCUGAUUUCUUUGACUGUAACUGUGGCUACUUCCAUAAUUCACACAAAUGUUCCCAGUGAUGCUUCCGCCCGAUUAGAGGUAAAGAGUUUCCUUGUUAUACUGGGCUAACCUCAUUAAGGAAAAUACAGGAAACUUCCACUGUUUGCAGUAGAAGGUGUUUCUUUCCCAACUGUGUGUUGCAAUAACCUUAGGGUGAUAGAGGGGAACAGGGCAAAGCUGCUGUCUUGUCUGAGAAAUGUUGGGAGAGAGGGUGUGCAUGUUCUUGUAGGGAAACGCAGAGAGAAGACCAGCCCACUCAUUCAACACACCUUUGGAAAGCACUGCGUAGCAGGUACCUCUGGGCAGCAGCAGCAGAGCCUCUAUUGCUCUCAGGCAUCUCACCAUGUGGUUUUUCAGGAGAAGGCUUCCUAAAAUUCCCAGAGCCUUCAUUUGGCUCGUUGUUUUAAUACACUUUUUCAUCUUCAUUGCUAAUUUCAGCUCCUUGUUUGGCCUGUCAAAGACAAGGAUUUUCAGUAUUUGCUUUUCCUGGUGGCUCCCAGAAGGACCUCAUUCAGCCCUAGUCCAGAUUGCAUUGCUGGACAUUGAAUUUGCUGGGAUACCUUCGAAUUUAUGGCAUUUAAGCAUUUUCCAACGUGCCCGAGAUAUGAUACAAGCAGACACCCAAGAGCAACAAGGUUUAAACUAUUCUGAUAAUGGGAACUCAAAGAGCUUUUUAAAGGUGACUUUGGAAACAGACAUCACAAGACUUCAACAAGAUAUGGUUGAGAGGACACCAAGAUGGGAAAGAAAGGAGGAGCAGAAGAAGAUGAAACCAGUUGCCGGGGUGGAGGAAGCCAAGGAGAACAUGACUGUGAAGCCACCCCCUGGGAUGGAGGGAGUUAAGAAGACAGCAGUGAAAAAAGUCCCUAGGGUGCAGGGAAACAAGGAGAAAACUACAGUGAGACCAGCCCCAGGGGUGGAAGAAGCCAAGGAAAAGACAAUAGUGAAACCACUUCCCAGGGUGGAGGGAGCCAAGGAGAAGACAACAGUGAAACCAUCCUCUGGGGUAAAGGGAGCUCAUGAAAACAACGUAUCCAAAGACCAAACAAAGCCAAAAGAGCCUCCUGCAGCAGUGAAAACUGUAAGACCUGUUCCUCAGGCAGCUGCAGUGACAGAAAAGAAGAAACUGAGAGCUGCUGACUUCAAGUCUGAGCCGCGGUGGGAUUUUGAGGACAAGUACCUGCUGGACAACUCAUCUCCACCAUCGACCUGCUCUGAAUCAGUGAGGGCCAAAGCUGCCAAGUCUGACUGGCUGCGAGAUCUUUUCCUGCCCAACAUCAUGCUCUUCACAGACAAGAGAUACUUCAGUGACAGUGAGUGGGACCGCCUGGAGCAUUUUGCACCUCCAUAUGGCUUCAUGGAGCUGAAUUAUUCACUGGUGAAGGAGGUCAUGUCCCUGCUGCCUCCGAAUCCCCACCAGCAGCUGCUCCUGGCCAAUGGCAACAGCAGCAUGCCAACAUGUAUCAGCUGUGCUGUCGUGGGGAAUGGAGGAAUAUUGAAUAACUCUGGGAUGGGCCAGGAGAUUGACUCCCAUGACUAUGUCUUCCGGGUGAGCGGGGCUGUAAUCAAAGGUUACGAAAAAGAUGUGGGAACAAAAACCUCCUUUUAUGGAUUCACAGCCUACUCCCUGGUGUCCUCUCUCCAGAUCUUGGGACAUAGAGGUUUCAGCAGCAUCCCACGGGGAAAACAUGUCAGAUACAUUCACUUCUUGGAGGGAGAUAGAGAUUAUGAGUGGCUGAAGGCUCUUCUGCUGAACAAAGACAUCAGGAAAGGAUUCUUGAAUCACUAUGGGCAGAGGCCCCGGGAGAGAUUUGAUGAAGAUUUCACAAUGGACAAAUACCUGGUGAUUCACCCUGAUUUCCUCAGAUACAUGAAAAACAGGUUUUUAAAAUCUAAGACUCUGGAAAAGCCCUACUGGCGGCUGUAUAGACCCACAACAGGGGCCUUCCUGCUGCUGACUGCCCUCCACCUCUGUGACCGGGUGAGUGCCUACGGCUACAUCACGGAGGGUCAUGAGAAAUACUCAGAUCACUACUAUGACAAGGACUGGAAACGUCUGAUUUUCUACACUAACCACGACUUCAACCUGGAGAAGCAGGUGUGGAAAAAGCUUCAUGAUGAGAAUAUCAUGAAGCUUUACCAGAGAUCCUGAUCGUGUGACAAGGGCCAUUGCCUGGGAAGUCUCAACAGCACCUCACUGGGAAUGGAAGAGGACCACCAAAGCCAAGGUUAGCUCUGAGCUUCCAGGCACAUUUCAUCCCCACAAAGAUACUUACCUCCUUCAGCACCCCUAUUCUCUCACGACAUUUCUACAAAUGUGCAAAUGCUACAGACCAUGAGAACAGCAAGAAAAAUGCAGCACACCAGCAAAGAACUCUCAUCUGGCUGUGCUGCAAGACUGUUGCUGAUGGUUGUAGACACUGGUGUUGGGGGAGAAGAAUCCAGGAUGGAUCUGGAUAGCAUAUGGUCCAGUGUCCUGUAUCUUCAUUCAGGUUUUCUCUCUGUGCAAGGAGAUGCUCCUCAGGAUGGGGGCUCCUUCUGUUCUGGGUGGAUCCUCUCCAUCAGUGAUGCCCGUCUUGGGGCUGGGUGUACUGUCUAAGCAAGCUCCCUCAGCAGCCAGCGAAUGGAGGUGGACACAUGGAUCCUGCCUUAGGUUGACUUCAUUCCUGGAGGUGCUGCUCUCACUUUGCUCCCUGCAGAUAGAAAAGAUGACCUGGACACUUUCAGGUGACUAAUUUGAGAGAGGAUGAGUCUCACUUCUGCUCCCCAGUGUGGCCUCAUCAUGACACCUCGGAAAGAGCAGCACCAUCAGCUCGAGGGCAGGCCAGUGCUCUCGGUGGCACAGCAGGCAUACCAGACUUAGUGCCUCUUGCUCUGGGGCUCCCCCAGCUGCAGGACGUGUGAAUGUUGUGUCGUGGUCCUGAUGUGCCAAGUCCUUGUUUAGCUGGAAUUUCACAUGCUCGGCUCCCAGCUGUGCCGGGAGAGCCGUAUUUGCCCUCUUGCCAGGGGAGGGAGGAGCUCUCCAAGUCCAGGGGUGGGUGCUGUCCGUCCUUGCUGCUGGCUGGAGUGCCUGUGCACCAUCGUGCUGAGAGGAGCCCCGUUGCAGCCAGCCAGCCUGCAGCGUAUUGGCCUUCCUAAAGGGGUUUUGCAAGCAAAAUAAAUGGCACUACUUUGGCUGAGCUGAUUUUUCAUUGCAGCCCUGUGGGUUGUGGUUAUUUUGUGUGCAUCUAAAGCAGCUGCUUAAAGGCUGAGAUAGUGGAUGAUGAAGCCAAGAAGGGUCAGGACUGAGUGUUAAUGAGAGCACCUCCACCUGCAGGUGCUCUGCAGCUUGUGUGGACGUACUUGGGCAUCCCCAACUUGUUCACCUUGCUAUCACAGGAUGGG
Molecule: messenger RNA, 3538 nt
Organism: Tyto alba (common barn owl)
Lineage: Eukaryota; Metazoa; Chordata; Aves; Strigiformes; Tytonidae
Gene: ST6GALNAC1
Product: ST6 N-acetylgalactosaminide alpha-2,6-sialyltransferase 1
Exons: 11
Coding region: 498-2306 (602 amino acids)
Molecular function (GO): alpha-N-acetylgalactosaminide alpha-2,6-sialyltransferase activity
Source: RefSeq, a predicted model, not a curated record